AUGGAGAACUCAGAGACUACGACGCAGGAACCCAGAUCAAAGUCAGCUUUGUGGGAGGGCACACCGCAAUACGACUAUGUCUCCUUUGAGAAAUGCACCCGUUACGGGAUACCUUUGGAGGCAGGAUGUGAGGCCGGGGGGACAGGGGACGACCUGCACUACCUGGAGAACUCCCUCAGCUACCCACAGCUUUAUGGCCAAUACACAGACCAGAUAACUGACUGUGCAGAGAAGGAAGCAGCAAAACUACUGAAUAAGAAGCAGGCCCAAAAGAACAAUGAAAGACCCCUGAAACGUAUGAGUCAAGUAGAGAUCAAAGAAGAGCACUAUUCCAAAUGUCAAGACUGUGCUAGACGCAUCCAGAAAUAUGUUACCAAGAAGCUUGGAGAGGACUGGAUUUUCUUGGUUCUCUUGGGUCUGGUCAUGGCGUUGGUGAGCUGGGGAAUGGAUUAUGCCAGUGCGAAGAGCUUACAGGCCUACAAGUGGAUGUACAGAGAGCUGCACCCGAAUAUUCCUAUGCAGUAUCUGGUGUGGGUCGCAUACCCACUUGCUCUUAUCCUGUUUGCGGCCAUUUUCUGCCACCUCGUCUCUCCACAAGCUGUUGGGUCUGGAAUCCCAGAGCUCAAGACGAUUAUGAGGGGAGUGGUCCUCAAGGAAUAUCUCACUCUCAAAGCUUUUGUGGCCAAAGUUGUGGGCCUCACAGCUGGGCUUGGAAGUGGCAUGCCUGUGGGGAAAGAGGGUCCUUUUGUGCAUAUUGCCAGUAUCUGUGCUGCGGUACUCAGCAAGUUCAUGUCAAUCUUCUGUGGUGUGUAUGAGCAGCCAUAUUAUUACUCAGAUGUCCUGACUGUGGGUUGCGCUGUGGGGGUCGGCUGCUGCUUUGGGACACCACUUGGAGGUGUCCUUUUCAGCAUUGAGGUCACUUCCACCUACUUUGCUGUGCGCAAUUAUUGGAGAGGUUUCUUUGCAGCUACCUUUAGCGCCUUCAUUUUCCGAGUUCUUGCUGUUUGGAACAAGGAUGCAGUUACCAUCACUGCCCUGUUCAGAACGAAUUUUCGCAUGGAUUUCCCCUUUGAUCUGCAAGAGCUUCCAGCAUUUGCUGUAAUAGGGAUAUGUUCUGGAUUCCUUGGAGCGUUUUUUGUUUAUCUUAAUCGCCAAGUGGUCCUAUGCAUCCGGCGUCAUACGACUCUGAGCCAGUUUCUCACCAAAUACCGCCUUGUAUACCCUGGGGUUAUAACCUUCCUUAUAGCAACUGUGACCUUUCCUCCCGGAUUUGGGCAGUUCAUGGCAGGAGAGUUGAUGCCACGGGAAGCCAUCAGCUCUCUCUUCGAUAACUAUACCUGGGCAAAAUACACAGGGGACCCUGCGAUCCUAGGGAAAUCUGCUGCCUGGAUACAUCCUAAAGUCAGCGUCUUCAUCAUCAUCUUGCUCUUCUUUCUCGUGAAGUUCUGCAUGUCUGUCAUUGCUACCACGAUGCCAAUCCCCUGUGGAGGCUUCAUGCCUGUUUUUGUUCUAGGUGCCGCAUUUGGGCGUCUUAUUGGGGAAAUCACGGCAUCACUUUUUCCCAACGGGAUCCUCUUUGAUGGUAUCGUUUAUCAAAUUUUACCUGGAGGGUAUGCUGUCAUUGUCGUCUUCUCUCCCUAUGUCUUUUCUACACUACCUGGGAAAGGUGCAGCAGCUCUGACAGGAGCGGUGAGCCACACUGUCUCCACUGCUGUGAUCUGCUUCGAGCUGACAGGUCAGAUCUCUCACAUCCUCCCCAUGAUGGUGGCUGUCAUUCUUGCCAACAUGGUGGCCCAGAGUCUGCAGCCCAGCCUCUAUGAUAGCAUCAUCCAGGUGAAGAAGUUGCCCUACCUGCCAGACCUGGGCUGGAAUCCCAUAAGCAAAUACAAUAUCUUUGUUGAGGAUAUUAUGGUCCAAGAUGUGAAAUUUGUCUCCUCCAACUGUAAAUACCGAGACUUGCAAACUCUACUCCAAAGCACCACUGUUAAGACUUUGCCUUUGGUGGACUCGCCAGAGACCAUGAUCCUUCUGGGGUCUGUAGAGCGAUCUGAGCUGCAGGCUCUCCUCCAGAGACAUAUAAGCCCAGAACGGCGACGGCUCCUCAACAGAGAAAUGCAGCAGAAGCUGUCUGAGGCACCCUACGAUGGGCACAGCAAGGGACCGUGGGCAACCCUGCCAAAGCUGAAGCAUGAAUCUUUUGCUUAUGUUGAUGAGGAUGAGGAUACAGAUGAGAAGGGAGAGCUGCCUCGGCCCCCAAGUCCCACUCCCAGUUACCCAGAGGAGCCCAAUGGCCCAACAAGUCCUCUUAAACAAAUACCUGAAACUUUGGAGCCACAGCAACUCCCAGGUACUGAUUUCCCAGAGACUGCGAGGAGUUUUCUCUCCUCUGUUAAAGGCAAUUUCAGGAGUUUGAGGCAACUGAUCCAGCAGCUCUUGUGCCAUUACAACCGUCCACUCGAAACAGAAAGUGCCGUCCAGGAGCCGGUGGAAGUCGUUGACACAAUGAGGCCAGAAGAGAUAGAUGCUUGGGAACAGGAGGAGCUGAACAAGAAUGUGUGCUUUGACAGCUGCCGCAUAGACCCUGCCCCUUUCCAACUGGUGGAGAGAACUUCCCUGCACAAGACGCAUACAUUGUUCUCAUUACUGGGCCUCAGUCAUGCCUAUGUAACCAGCAUGGGAAAGCUGAGGGGAGUGUUGGCUUUGGAAGAGCUCCAGAAGGCAAUAGAGGGUUCCACACGCUCUGGGGUUCGCCUCCGCCCACCCCUUGCCAGUUUCCGUGAUACCAACCGGACUUCUGUCAGCAAUGAGAAGGUCAGACAGACCAGUCAGGUGUGGAGCCAGCAGGACGACUGCAUGGUGGCAGCACAGCAAGAAGCGGACUUGGGCACAGAGACCCCACUGCCUCCCAGCUCACAAUCCCCCCAGCCCUCACACUUGCAUGAAGAGGGGGGAGUCCUGUCCUCCACUGAUGGCACUGAUACUGAGUUGGAAGAGAUGGAGCUGACAGGGCCAGUUGCUGAAAACAUCUCAGACAUCCUCAAGGACAUAAGCCUACGCUCCACUGACCUGGAUGAGGAUGAAGAUGAGGAUGAGGAUGUCCCCUUAUAG
Charadrius vociferus (killdeer) is the source of this 3108-nucleotide messenger RNA. RefSeq names its product chloride channel, voltage-sensitive 1 (gene CLCN1). Gene Ontology annotation, biological process: transmembrane transport; chloride transport. Gene Ontology annotation, cellular component: membrane. The coding region runs from base 1 to 3108 and encodes 1035 amino acids. Gene Ontology annotation, molecular function: voltage-gated chloride channel activity. NCBI's taxonomy places the organism in Eukaryota, Metazoa, Chordata, Aves, Charadriiformes, Charadriidae. The transcript has 24 exons. The record is from RefSeq and is a predicted model, not a curated record.